Messenger RNA from Rotaria sordida, 465 nucleotides. The record is from the annotation of a GenBank genome assembly. NCBI's taxonomy places the organism in Eukaryota, Metazoa, Rotifera, Eurotatoria, Philodinida, Philodinidae.
AUGAUACCUGAUAUUAAUGCACAACUUACAUUCGAUUAUGAUCCAUCAACUUUGCCAGUUUCUACAAAAAAAUCGCAAAAGAAAUGUCAAGAUCGAAAAUCAACUGAAUUGGGAUAUAUAAAUCUAGAUGAAUGGUUCUUUAUAGAUGAAUCCAGUGGACAACUAUGUCGACCAAAAUUAUUACAUCAAUUUUUUCGACGAUUGCUGGAUAAUAAAGACUAUGUUCAUAUUGCUGCGUAUGUUGACAAAAAGCAAGGCAUUUUUAAACUCUAUGAUGGAGAAGCUGUCGCCAAAUUAUGGCAGAUUGUCAAGGGUCGCAAGUUCAAAUCAGUGAUGACUUAUAAGUCAUUAGCUCGAGGCAUCCGUCACUGCUAUAAGCAGAAAAGUCUUCUUAAAAAUCCUAAUCAUUUUACUUUUCAAUUUGGUCCAGCAUCAGGUUUUGGAACAUCAUGGUUACCUGCUUAA